Molecule: messenger RNA, 1307 nt
Organism: Carassius carassius (crucian carp)
Lineage: Eukaryota; Metazoa; Chordata; Actinopteri; Cypriniformes; Cyprinidae
Product: stathmin-3-like
Exons: 5
Coding region: 245-790 (181 amino acids)
Biological process (GO): microtubule depolymerization; neuron projection development; regulation of microtubule polymerization or depolymerization
Cellular component (GO): neuron projection; cytoplasm
Molecular function (GO): tubulin binding
Source: RefSeq, a predicted model, not a curated record
AUAGCUCUAGUUUCCAAGACGACAGCACUGUAUCACUUUAUUGUAUUUUUUGAUUCUUUGAUUCGACAAAAUUGCUGGUUUUGUCAGGGAUGCCAUUUUUCUUCAUCUCUCCUCCGCCUCCCUUCCAUCAUUCCUCCCCUGAUAAUACAGACCACUGACUGCGUCACUCCUUCAGUGCUUCACUCCGUUCAUCUCUCCGCUCGCUCAGCAUCCAUCCAUCCAUCCGUCCUCCUCCACCAGCACCAUGGACAACACAGUUUCAGCCUACUCUGAGAAGCUGAGAGAGAUGUCAGUGUUGUCUCUCCUGUGCUCCUGUUUGUAUUCCCAGCCACAUCCCAACACCUUCGGUCAGUUUGAAGAUAUGGAGGUGAAGUCACUGGAUAAGCGAGCUUCUGGCCAAGCAUUUGAGGUCAUCUUGAAGAGUCCAACUGAGCUGUCUCCAGAGAGACCCCAGACUCUGGCACUGCCUCCCCAGAAGAAGGAGCCUUCCCUGGGGGAACUACAGAAGAGGCUGGAGGCUGCCAAGGAGAGACGGAAGUCUCAGGAGAAGCAGGUGCUGAAGCAGUUGGCGGAUAAACGGGAGCGUGAAAAGGAGGUGCUCACCAAGGCCCAGGAGGUCAACAACAACUACAGCAAGAUGACCGAGGAGAAACUCCACCACAAAAUGGAGCUGAUUCAAGAAAACCGCAUGGCCCGUCUUAAUGCUCUCAAACAGCGUCUGAGAGAGAAGGAGCUUCAUGCUGCAGAAGUUCGUAAGAAUAAGGAACUUUACACUGAGCUCUCUGGCUAAGGACACUCUUUAACGCCAGAGCUGUGAGACGUCCAAUCACGGCUGCAUUUGGAUAAUAUCUCAUUCUCUGGCCACAGUUUUAAGAGGUCAUAUCAUACUUACCUUAUCAGCCUCCCUUUCCAAUAAAUGUAUGAGCAUAUAACAGCAUCCCACAUACACUGUGUGGACAAAAGUAUGUGAGCACCCAAACACCACACCCACACAUGCUUGCUGAUUGUUUAAUUUCCAAUGCAUGGGCAUUAACAGGCAGUUUGUUCUUCAUAAAAUGUCUAGUUCUUCUGGGAGUCAUUAUUCCAGUUCAUCCCAAAGGUAUUCAGGUCUGGACUUUGUGAAGGCCAGUCAAAAUUGUUCACAUUUCUUGAUGGACUUUGACUUGCGUGGUGUUCCUGGAUCAACAUCUUCUGUUGAUCCUAGAACAAGAAGUCUUUUCCCUAUCCCUAAAACCAAUUUUUAUCAAAAAGUAUGGCUAAAACCUGAGAGAAGUUGGAAUGUUGCUUAGGCUCCAGUCCUGAGCCAA